CUGGCUGCGAAGGAAAGGAAAAAGCAAGCAACAAGAAGGAAGAGCAAUGGCGACAUUGGAUCGCCAACUACCAAGUCUGGAUACGUUCCUGUGCAAACCGUGGUCUAUCUUUACCGACGCAGCUGAAUCACUUUACACCGACAGCGCACUCAUUGCUGAAAAUCAAGGGAAACAUUUUUUGAACAGAAAGGAAGUGAUGAAACUGAACAGAGAAGAUAUGCACUUGUUUGGCCAGUUUCCCACUCAUGACGAAUUCUUGCUCGUCGUAUGCAAUGUCUGCGAACAAGUCAUCAAACCUCAGGGGUUCCUGACGCAUUACGAGAGGAGGCACGGCUCUCCCGGUGGCUCCAGGGCCCCUCUGGUUCCCAUGAAGCCCAAAGAGUCAGUGAGCCACAGUGGGGUGGAGGCGCUGCCCUUCCGUGUGCCCCGCGACUACCCCCACUCGCGCUUCAGCAAGGCCCCACUCGCCGUGUACCCCCCCAAAGGAGCCCGCGCCAAGGCCUGUGUGUCCAUGCCAGUGGUGAGUUUGGAGAAGAUGCCCUGCUUUGGACGGGCAGAGGGCAGUCACGUCAAAGUCUCCUCUGGCUCUUCAGCCCCCAGCACCUCUUCUUUCCCCUACUCCUCUUCCUCCUCCUCCUCCUCCUCUCAGUCGCCGGCCGCCUCCCUCAAGUCCUCCUCGCUAGCCUUCCACAAGCCUCAGGAGAAGUUUGUGAACGGUCGGGGCCCGGCGACGCCGCGCUCGGUCACGCCACCUUCGGCACAAGACGGCCUUCGGCGCAGCCCCUCGCGCUCCCCGCUGGACAAGCGUCCCACCCCCUCCCCCUCCGCCUCUCAGGACAGGAGGCCUAGUGCGUCUCCCUCUCCGUCCUCAUUGGACAGAAGGCCCAGCGCCUCGCCUUCCCUGUCCUCAUUGGACAGGAGGCCCAGUGCCCCGCCCUCUCCCUUGGAAAAGAAGCACCAAAAUGGGACGAAAGGCAGCCGGCACAAGAGAGUGUCAGGGAGGAUCUUUGAUCCUAAUAAGCACUGUGGAGUCCUGGAUCCAGAAACCAAAAGGGCUUGCACCCGGUCUCUCACUUGCAAGACUCACUCCCUGACCCAUCGCCGCGCUGUACCCGGGAGGAAGAAAGACUUUGACGUCCUCCUGGCCGAGCACAAAGGGCGAGCAAAGGAGAAGGAUGGCGGGCACAAACGGGAGAGUCAGACUGGCAGCCAGCUCAACCAAUCACACGACACUACGCCAAGCGGGCCGGCCCACUGCCCCAAUGACAAAACCACUUCCACUUUGCGGCUACGCCUGGCUAACACACACAUGCACAGGUCUGUGGGCAGCGUGGGCACGGUGAUGCUGAGCUCCUCUGCGGUGCCCGCCCCUGACCCUGCGCCCAGCUGGCAGAGGGCAGCUGCGGAAAGUCGCCUGUCCAGCGACGAGGGCGAGACGGAGGCGUCCGAGGACCCCGAGAAACCAACCUGCCAUUACUCUCCGCGCCAUCCACACCCAAUGAGUUGCUGUGCCUUCAACAGCAGGCUGAUGGGGAGAGGUCAUUAUGUCUUCGAUCGGCGUUGGGACAAGAUCCGGCUGGUGUUGCACUCCAUGGUGGAGAAGCAUGUGAAUUCUCAGAUGUGGAAGAAGGUACCCUUGGCAGCAGAGAGUUUGGCAAGUAACUCCCCUAGCCCUUCAGACUCUUCCUCCUCCAGUUCGGGUGUGCUCUUCCCUCCCCUGUUUGCCUCUCCUGCUGCCCCUCCGUCUCUGGAUGGGGUCUCCGUCGUCUCGUACUCCACAGCCUUCCCCCACAACGGAGGCGGAAUCUUCUGCAUCAGGGACCCCGACCCGCCGACUCCAGCGUCCUCCUCCUCCUCUUCCUCCUUUGCCAAACCGCCUCGGACUAAACCUGCCAAGUCCCCCAGGGCUCAGAGCGAGGGGCCUGGCGCCAAGAGGCGCAAGCCCUCCGAGGGGAGCUCCCACCGGAAGAACGGAAACGGCUACCACCCGCCUGCCUCUCCUCUAGCGCCCCCUUCAGGGCCUGCCAUAAUCAGCAACGGCACAGCCACGCUCUGCAUCAAGAGCAAGUCCCCCAGUCGGAUUGGGCAGGGGCUCAAAGACACGGGAAGGUACGCAAGUGGCGGGCAGGUGGGUGCGGGCAGCUCGCUCCAGGGCGACCACGUGCUCACCACGCACGGCCCCACACCGUUCAGCGCCAUGGCGAUGGACGGCAGGAAGCGCAAGAGCUCUGGCUUGGGGGAGAAGUCAGGGAAGGUGACCAAGACAGCGGGGCUGGACAGCAUCUUCAGGAAGAGCAGCUUGAGCCUCCUGGCCCCUCUCCCUGAGUCGCCACACAACCCUCACCUGCGGCAGCCCAAGGUGCACCACUGACUUAAUGGAUUAUCAAACUAAGGAGAAGGGAACGAUGCUCAGCACAAACAGACUGUUAACUCUACAUCCUCCAAGCCCUUCUUCCUCCGCCUGUGUUACAGGGCUUACUGGAAUUGUAACUGAUAGACCAGAGCAGUGAAAUCUAGCUGUGUGCCCAUUGUCUAUCGGAGAGACCUCUGAGCUGUGGUUGUUGUUGGUGGUGGAACCCUGUGUGUGUGUGUGUGUGUGUGUGUGUGUGUGUGUGUGUGUGUGUGUGUGUGUGUGUGUGUGUGUGUGUGUGUGUGUGUGUGUGUGUGUGUGUGUGUGUGUGUGUGGGGGGGGGGUGGUAUGAAAGUAAAGAGAGGUGUCCCGUUGGUACUAAACGCUCUCCCUGCAGUUUAACUGCACUUUCAACCGCUACGCUACACAGCUUUUUGGGGUCACCGUGGAUGAUGGCGAGCAUGCCCUUCCACAUGUGUGUACAGAUUAAGACAAUUUACGAGGAAAAAAACAACUGCCGUCAGUAGAGCGGACAGGCUUUGUUUAUUUCAACACCACUCUUGCCGUUGAACUUUUUUGUUUGUUUUUUUGGUUCUUGCCGCUAUAAUAUAGCAAUCCGUUCGAUCAUCUCGCCUUUUGCUGGAGAUGUCAGGACAAUAGAAAUGAUAGGAAAAGAGGGACACCGCGUGUCUUGCACGUCGUUGGAUUUCUUCCGUGAGCUGUGACAAGUGUGAGGGACCUCACAUCAUGCCUGAAACCUGUCUACCAUGUACCAUAUUGCACAUGCGUAUGUACACCCAUACUUGGGUAUUUGUACAGACACACACACACACACACACACACACACUCGACACACAAAAAGGCUCUGGAAUGGAAAAAGCCUCUCCACCAUGCCUAUCUAAAGUGCACUUAAGUCUCUUCCCACCUGGAAGGUAGAACAGGUGGCAGAGAGAACAACAGGAACUUUCAACCAAGGGAAUUCUUUACUGACACUGUUUGGCAAGAUUAUUUUUAAACAAAAAUAGGAUGAAUUCAGGUUUUUUUUUUUCUUCAAGUAUUUUAGUGUUGUUGCAAGCAUUGCAAGAAAACACACAAUGUCAGGACUUGCGCCUAAAUGGAAAACAACAUAAGGAAGUGUUGGAUUUUGUAUGAUAAUUUAUCAUUUCUUUAUUAAUUUUCUAACUGAGUAGAGUAGGGCUAAAUAUGAGCAAAAGUAUAUUUGUAUGUAAUUUUAAAAGUUGAAAGUAUUAUUAUAGAGUUUGUAUUGUUGGAAGUGUACAUAUCUUUCUAUUAUUUUUUUGUAUUUAUUAUUAAUCUUGCAGAGCUACACAAAGCAAUCCCAAUUCCCAGCCCACCCUUUGUAUCACAAAUAUUAUAACCCCCAAAGAAAUCUAUCUUGCUUUAUUUUGCAAGUUUCUUUUUAAACAAUCCAUCAUUUACAUUUGUCAUUUAAAAAGGCCCCAUUGCAGUGUCACUCAGCUUUAUCUUGUGGAUUAAAUCCAAGUAUAAUACUGCUGUUUUUAAGCAUGUGUAAUAAUGAAUCAUAUUUGGUUUAAGGCAUUUGCACUGUAAACCAACCAUAGUCAUAUAUUUCCUUGGUGUGGAUUUAUUGGAUCGGCAUGAUCUCCUUAAUAGUCAACUUUAGUAUUUGCCCCUUUGCACUUUGUAAUUUACCAGAAAUGAAGUCUGUUCUUAUUUAUAGAGAAAAAGAUAUUUCAAAAACAUAAAUAUAUAUAUUACAUAGAAAGACAAAUGUUUGUACAGUUUUUCUUUUCGUUUGAUAUCCCCACAUAAAUGUUCUGUGUGCAUUUCACCUAUUGACAUGUUGGCUAGUACCUUUCUGCCUUGCUCAAGAGCCAGUCUCACCGUACGCCGUGGCUGAAAGCUCAGCGUUCAAGCCUUUAUGAUCUCCGUGUGAAGUGCUUCCACCCGAGACUCAGGUGCUGGAAGUAGUGCAAGUUGAGGGAGUUGCUUUCCCCAUAGAAAGCUCUUCGCAAUUGGUUUCUUCUACUCUAAAGCUAUUGGCACUUAUCACUUGGAGGUCAGUUCCAGCCUCUUCAGUAACAAAUUAUUUGAACAUAGUCCCUGCAGUCUUAUUUCUCUCACCACGCACACUGUUUUGUCUCAUAAAAAGACCAAAGCCCAGAUAUGAGUUAGAAAGUGAUUUUAAAUGGUUAGGUAUGACUUUUUGAAGCAGAUAACAUCAAAGCCGCUUUGUAUGUUAAGACAUCUUAAAGGUACACUAUGCAAGAUUUUCACCUUUACGAAGCCAAUUUGAUGGUUAAUGAACUUGUAAUAGGUGAAUUGUUCACCUAGCAAAGCUAUACAGCAUUGACAUAGUGAAGCACUACUGAGAAAACCAGCCAUGCAACUUCACAAAUGGCGGCCCUACAAAUCUCAUGAGAAUCGUGAAACAUUACCUUGUCAGUAGAUAUAGCUCUUUGGAGAUAGUUGUUGCCUGUUGUUAAUCCUUCACCUCCACAACAAAAGCAUUUUCAUUUUGUACAGGGGGUUAAGUCAUGAGAAUUUUGCUAUUUACAACAGCAGAGUAAAUAUAUCACGACUAGAGGGAGCUCUACAGUCGCCAAAAAUACCUAAACCUGCAUAGUGUACCUUUAAUGUGUAUUUAAACCAUUCACCACUUGGGUGAAGUGUACUUGGUUCUUUGAAUGAAAGUUAAUUGAAUGUUAACAAGAUAUAUUCUCUACAAGCUUUGUUGCCAUUUCUGAUAUUGCUGGUUGGGUUUGUGCCACCUAAUAACUAAAGAAAAAAACUAUUUGAUGUCCCUUCUGCACCUUUUAUUCACCACGUUAUAUCUGGUUUGUUAUCGUUGAGAAUGUCCCCUCUUCAUUUGCAGUUGAAGGCCAUCGAUUUCAGAGAUGUAUAACAUAGACAGGCUUUUAAUAGUUUGUCUCUAGAAGUGUAUGUUGGAAGAAAAUGUAUAUUUGGUAAAUAAAUGACCGCUUUACAUAUAGGCCAUGAUUCUGUGGCUUGUCCACUGUGAUAUAUUUUUUUAAUCAGCAUUCAUAUUUUUUGUAUCAAUUUAUCUCUUUGAAAAACUCCUGUGCUUUUUAUCAUGCAAAUGCCCCCCCCCCCUUCCCCAAAGUUCUGUAUACUGUAGGUGUUUGAUCUACCCAAAGCAUAAAAAAAAAAAUCAAACAAGGUGAAAGGCUACAUUUAUUUUAAACUGAUGAAUUGCUCUUGUCUGAUAUGGCUUCAGUUUCACAGAGACCUUCUGACCACCUUAGAACCCCAGCUCCAUAAAAAAAAUCAGGUUAAAUGUCAUAUAACUGUGUAUACUAAUUGUAUUAAAUGAUAAUACAUUUUAUACUGCCCUUUUGUCCAGGUGUGUAACUUGUACACAUUCUGUCUUCACUAAAUACAGUUAUACUUUUUGUUUGUUUGUUUUAAAUUAUCUGAUGUUUAGGGAAUACUUUCCCCAGUCUAAUCUAGCCAUAUGAGCUGUUUUUUUUUCUUCUUUUUUUUUCCCCCCAUUGUAAGGCCUUAUUUUUAUAUGGUCAUGUAAAUGCUAUAAAACUAAACGUAUUUGAAAAGGAGUUUAAAAAAAACAAAACAAUGGCUAAACCUCAGUGGAACAGUGUCCUCUAUGUGCUUUUUACUCUUUUGGCCAAUGGCAUUUUCAAUAAUGAAAUAGAAUAUGUGUAUUUUCAGGGUUUGACAAUGUUUUGGAUUUCAACUGUUACACAAAUACAUUUUUUACCUGUCUCCCUGUGUCAUGUUGUGUGUCAACUGUUUUAACAUUAACUGAGCAAUGUAUGCUGAUGAUGGACAAGUUUUUCUGUGCACUUGGGAUAUAGAAUUUCCCCUAGGGUCUUGAAUUUCCUCUAGGGAUCAAUAAAGUAUCCAGCUAUCUAUC
Messenger RNA from Alosa sapidissima (American shad), 6227 nucleotides. It is a transcript of the gene atxn7l1, whose product is annotated as ataxin 7-like 1. The transcript has 11 exons. Bases 47 to 2371 code for a protein of 774 amino acids. The record is from RefSeq and is a predicted model, not a curated record. NCBI's taxonomy places the organism in Eukaryota, Metazoa, Chordata, Actinopteri, Clupeiformes, Clupeidae.